AUGAAGCCAAUAAGCAUCUUCUCUGGGAAUGUGUCUACCGUGCUGUUCUAUGUGCGGUCUAAAAUAAUGAUGAGUUGCAGCUACCACAGCAUGCGCAGAUGUGUGUAUAACGGCUCUUUUGGCGAAGCUGUGCUUUUUCAUUUUCACGAUCUCCUCGUCGCUGUGACAAGAAUGCUUCCGUUUGAGAAAAUAUUGAGAAUGUGUGUCAUUUCCUACGGUGAUGACGUUCUCGUCAGAUGGGUCUGCAGACACCUUGAGGCAAUUCUGUGCUCUUCUUCUCUCUCUUCGGUCUUCGACAUUUUGCAGAGCUGCAACUCUCCGGAUUUUGCAGAGUCUGUGGUGGUUUUUAUUGAAAAAAGAGUCAACACAUACAUAAAAAUAUACGGAGUCUUUGAAAUUUUAAAAGAAUAUUACAAAGAAAAAGACCCAGAAAUAUUCAACAGCGUGCGGGAAGAGUGCAUGCAUGCAAGACACGCAUACCUGCGGACAGGGGCAGAGCUGCAGAUGCGGAUUAUGCAGAUGUUUGAUAAGAAUCGGCCAAACUUUUGCAGACACCUAAGGAGUGUAGAGUACCUGAGCAUUAACGGGAUAUACUCAGAGAUGAAGAACGAGUAUCUUUUUGACUAUGCAAACAGAGUCAUGGAAAAGAUGGAAGAUAUUAACUACAAAAACAUGUCGCAGGAGAACAUGGAAACACUCAGGAUGUUCUGCUCUCUUCGCACACACUGGAAGGAUCUUCUAUCGUCUGAGGUGCUGGUUGAUGACACUCUUCCCUGCUCGUAUUUAUUUGAAAAUAUCGACAAGUUUGACAUUAGCAGCAGAGAAGACAUAAUGGUCGCAAACGAGAUAGUGCAGGCAUACGCGAACAAAAGAGACAACUUUAUAUCCUACAUCAUAGAAGAGUCUCCUGAGUACUCUCUGAUGUACCACCAGUCCAAUGAGGACGUGGGAAUACAAAUGCAGAAAUUGCCCGAUGAGAUUAUAAAAAGAAAAGUAAAUGCUUUGGCGAGGUACUGCAACAGGGAAGAGCCGUACGUGGUGGCUGUCUACAAGAGGAUUCCAGCAAAGUAUCUACUACUGUUCUACUCUGUCGCAAUUACCUGUUUAUUAUACCUAGCAGUGCCAGACACUGUUGUUAUAUACAUCUUCAACACUAUUUACAGAGUCCUCCAACUCUUCUCUGCAUCGCUCAGCAAGAUUGAAAACACAUCUUCUGCCAGUUAUAGUAGUGUUGAUCCGUAG
Messenger RNA from Nematocida minor, 1242 nucleotides. RefSeq lists its product as uncharacterized. The record is from RefSeq and is a predicted model, not a curated record. The transcript has a single exon. Lineage: Eukaryota; Fungi; Microsporidia. The coding region runs from base 1 to 1242 and encodes 413 amino acids.